CGAUUCGACUUUUUGUUGUUGGUUGUGAAAGAGUGAAGUAGAUGGUUCUCCGGCGAGUUUGGUGUUGCUGAGCCGAUAUUCCACAAAACCCUAUCGGGUGAAUUUUUACUGCCACAUUAUUAGAUUGAUCACGUUUCUCUUGUUAACAACCAUGGCACAAGCAUUGGACCGCAGUGGCCUAUCCUUUGACACCAUAGGAGCCCUAUCUCAAUUAGUUGAAGCAGCAUCUGCUCUGACAGAGUUAGAAGUGAACGAAACGUCGACGAACAAAACGCGAUCGACAGUACUCGUUAGUGAUGAUGACGAAACAUCGCGGGUCAGCGCUAAAGUCGUCGGGAAGACAAACUCGUCCUCCGUUCCCAAGAAAAAGGAAAUUUUCCCUCAAAAACUUAUUGAGAUUCUAGCUGAUGAUUCUGUAUCUGACAUCGUGUCUUGGCUUGCUCACGGUCGAUCGUUUGUUAUUCUUCGUCCUGACCUCUUCUGUGAGCAAGUCCUUCCGAGAUACCUACCACCGGCGGACUCUCGUGGCAGUACGAAAUACCCAUCUUUCACGCGAAAGUUAAAUAGAUGGUACGUAAAACCGUGUAGAUCUCGGUCAUAAACAAAUUGAUCUGUCAGUGUUGUCUCAAAACUAUAUUUUUGUAACGUUGCGUUGAAUUAGGGGAUUCCGGCAAGCAACGAGAGGUGCAGACACUGGAGCUUUUCAUCACCCCUUCUUCCGACGUGAUCAGCCUGAACUCUGUGCGAAAAUGGUCUGUCAAAAGUCAAGAGAUCGACAGCAAGGCCAUCAGAAACGAAGGCUCCCUCCAAAAAAGAGGUCUAUCCCGGAAAGCUCUCCACCUUCUUUUGGAGCUUGCUCGAAGGCCAUGUGCUCAAUCAGUUCUGGUUCUGAGAAAACAAGAGACCUGAGGAGCACUCAUCGACCAGCUCAAGGAGCUGUACCUGUAUCAGCGGACGAUCGAUCAAUAGGUACAUCCUCCACAUCUUCUCAAGCAUCGUUUAGCAACACGGUGGCGAUGACUACCAAUAAUAAUUUUGUCGGAUCUAUGCAGAACACAUCGGGGAGAAUCGUUUCCGCUGGAAACACUGUUCCUCUUUCGACAAUGACUCCUAAUAUCACGACAAUGAGCCUUCGGAGGCCUGGAAGCUCUGGUAUUAUGCCAUUCAUUUCUAAUGACACGAAGUUUGUUGCAACUACGCUACAGCAACGAGAAUCCCUUGAGGUUUUCAGAGCAGCGAAAGCCAUGCUAUAUGACGCAUAUAUGAAGGCCCUUAACGAAGAAGUUUCGUGACAUCGACACAGGAAACAAUAAUGCACAUAAACAUCCCGCACACACUUGGGCCGAAAGUACCAGUCACUGAGGAUGGUUCAGUCCUCAUUCUACAAAGUGUACAUAAGAUAUGCGAACGAACCAAAAAAAGCUAAUAAAACUAAUGUAAUCAU
This is a messenger RNA of Pseudo-nitzschia multistriata, 1444 nucleotides long. The record is from the annotation of a GenBank genome assembly. Lineage: Eukaryota; Bacillariophyta; Bacillariophyceae; Bacillariales; Bacillariaceae.